Ctenopharyngodon idella (grass carp) is the source of this 13215-nucleotide messenger RNA. It is a transcript of the gene cacna1g, whose product is annotated as calcium channel, voltage-dependent, T type, alpha 1G subunit. The transcript has 39 exons. The record is from RefSeq and is a predicted model, not a curated record. NCBI's taxonomy places the organism in Eukaryota, Metazoa, Chordata, Actinopteri, Cypriniformes, Xenocyprididae. Gene Ontology annotation, cellular component: voltage-gated calcium channel complex; plasma membrane; voltage-gated sodium channel complex. Gene Ontology annotation, molecular function: voltage-gated sodium channel activity; low voltage-gated calcium channel activity. Gene Ontology annotation, biological process: neuronal action potential; positive regulation of calcium ion-dependent exocytosis; membrane depolarization during action potential. Bases 628 to 8100 code for a protein of 2490 amino acids.
CGCAUGAGCGGAUUCGUGCUAUAGACCGUUUUGCCGACCGGGAGAAUCAUUGGAGACUUGUGUAUUUUCGCAAUAAUGGACAAGACUUCAGCAUAGAGAGCUCUCUUGCGCAUCCUUUCAGCACGAGCUUAAGGUUUUCCUUUUCAUAUGCAGACAGAAAAUCACUGCCUGCACCUUUAGAAAAGAUUUCUGAAGGAUUUUAAUAAUUGUCUGAGGAUCUUGUCACUGUUGUGAAUACUUUUGAGCAUUAGAUCUUGCGGUUAUCUAAUAGAAAAAGAUAAAAACAUUGAAUUGUAACCUUUGUUGCAUUACUUUUUAAGUGCGCGCACACGGAGAAAGCGAACGGAGCGCACAAUUGGGGAUUGGGAAGCAGUUUUGCAGGACUUGUUUUGUUUUUAUCUGGUUGUUGGUCAUCGAAUUACAAUGUUGAAAUCUUGAGGCAUGAUGUCCAAGUCACUGAGAUGCCCAUAAACCUGCUUGCGCUGUAACUGCCACCUGGAAACUCAGCCUGCGAGCUCCAACUGAUCCUAUUCAAUACCAUCAUUUGGACUGCUUUUGCAACAGAAAUGAUCAUGCGAUGAGUAAGCUCGAUUUGGGCAUAUUUUCAGAAGCAAUUACAGGGGGUGAAUGAUGGCUGAAGAUGGAGGAAAUAUCUCCGAGGACCAUCAGUUGAGGGAAGCAGAGGGUAGCUCCUCUCUUCCAAGGACUUUUAUACGACUUAACGACCUGUCCGGUGGCGGGGAGCGCAGUGAGCUUGAGGCUGAUGGAGGCGAAAGGCGGGAGAGCGCAGCCGGAGCAGCGGUGGAGGAGGCGUCCGCUAGCGGCGGGGAAGCCUUGCCCUAUCCGUCUUUGGCACCGGUUGUGUUUUUCUACCUGAAGCAGACCACGCGUCCAAGGAGUUGGUGUCUGAAAAUGGUUUGCAAUCCAUGGUUCGAGAGGGCCAGCAUGGUUGUAAUCCUGCUGAACUGCGUUACUCUGGGGAUGUUUCAACCUUGUGAGGACAGCCACUGUGACUCAGAGCGAUGCGAGAUACUGCAGGACUUUGAUGAUUUCAUCUUUGCUUUUUUUGCCGUGGAGAUGGUAAUCAAGAUGGUCGCACUGGGCAUAUUUGGGAAAAAGUGUUACCUUGGAGACACCUGGAAUCGGCUAGACUUCUUCAUUGUGUUGGCUGGGAUGCUGGAAUACUCUCUCAACCUGCAGAAUGUUAGUUUCUCUGCGGUCCGAACGGUCAGAGUACUUCGACCUCUCCGAGCUAUUAACCGAGUGCCCAGUAUGAGAAUCCUGGUGACGCUUCUGCUGGAUACUCUCCCCAUGCUAGGCAAUGUGCUGCUGCUUUGCUUCUUUGUUUUCUUCAUCUUUGGGAUUGUAGGCGUCCAGUUGUGGGCUGGGCUUCUCCGCAACCGCUGCUUCCUCCCUGAAAACUUCUCCCUGCCUACCAGUCUAGACUUGCACAAGUACUACCACACAGAAAACGAUGAUGAAAACCCGUUUAUCUGUUCUCAACCUCGGGAGAAUGGCAUGCGCCUGUGCACCUCUAUCCCCACGCUCCAUGAGGAGGGCCGACAGUGCCAGCUGGACAUGGCAGCUUACAAUAGCACAGACAACACCACCUGCGUCAACUGGAACAAGUAUUACACCAACUGCUCUGCCGGAGAGGCCAAUCCCUUCAAGGGGGCCAUAAACUUUGACAACAUUGGUUAUGCCUGGAUUGCCAUCUUUCAGGUUAUUACUCUGGAGGGCUGGGUGGACAUCAUGUACUUUGUUAUGGAUGCUCACUCCUUCUACAAUUUCAUCUACUUCAUUCUCCUGAUAAUAGUGGGCUCGUUCUUCAUGAUCAAUCUUUGUCUAGUUGUCAUAGCGACACAGUUCUCUGAGACCAAGCAACGGGAGAGUCAGCUUAUGAAGGAGCAGAGAGUGCGCUUCAGGUCCAAUGCCAGCACGCUGAAUAGCUUCUCUGAGCCAGGAAGCUGCUAUGAUGAGCUGCUCAAGUAUCUAGUCCACAUUAUCCGCAAAGGCAUCAGGCAAAUCGGCCACCUCAUCCGGGCCACCGGUCGCCGGGCAGGGCUGCGGAUAUGUGCUUCUCCACCGCUGGAACCACCGCCUACGAAAAGACGUCGGCAGAAGCAGCGCCAGGGAUCCAUCCGACCCGUCAUGCACCAUCAUCACCAUCACCUCCACCAUCACUACCAUCUGGGCAAUGGAAGUGUCCGAACCGAAGUGGGCAGAGAGGUGGACAACGGUUCCCAGAGUGGCAAUGUCAACAACUCUGGGCGUGCUCUCAUGCUACCUGUCAUUAUCCCUCAGCAGGACCCCUUUUGUGGGUCUCUGGGCCCCAGCGGUGCAGAAUCUAUGCAUAGUGUUUAUCAGGUUGCGAGCCACCUCGAGCCGCUGCGCUGCGGCCCCUCACCUUCUCCCACGGUGCUCCAUGCAUAUAAGAGGAACUCGGUGCCAUUUGCAGCUCCAGUACAUAAGAACUACCCCACAUUACAGUCAUCUCUGGCCUUAGAGCAGCGCAGACAGAGAAUCCUGGAGCCAGGAGGAGGCAGUUGUACUGCUGGUGUCCUUACCAACCUAAACAUACCCCCAACUUCCAUCAACACCUCACAGUGCCUGGUGGAGACACAAGGUCCUCCUGGCAAGAUCAUCUGCAAGGAUGCCCUCUUGAACAGCAGUGGCACAAACUUAGACACCGCUUUGACCUUUGACCCUGAGACGUGUCCGUAUUGUGCCAAAUCGAUGGGAAAUGACUCAGAGGGAAUAGAUGGGAAUGAGACGGCAGACUCUGACAGUGAGGGCGUGUAUGAGUUCACACAGGAUGCCCAUUAUCGGGACAGCAGAGAUCCCAACAGAAAGAAGAAGUUUGCAUUAGGAGCUCGAGCAGCAAAGGUGGUCCGUUUCUGGAGGCUGGUGUGCGACACUUUCCGUAAGAUUGUGGACAGCAAGUAUUUCGGACGAGGAAUAAUGAUUGCCAUUCUCAUUAACACACUCAGCAUGGGCAUUGAGUAUCAUGAGCAGCCUGAUGAGCUGACAAACGCUCUGGAAAUCAGCAAUAUCGUCUUCACCAGUUUGUUUGCGCUGGAGAUGCUCCUAAAACUGCUGGUCUAUGGUCCAUUCGGCUACAUCAAGAACCCUUACAAUAUCUUUGAUGGCAUUAUUGUAGUAAUCAGCGUCUGGGAGAUUGUUGGUCAGCAGGGAGGAGGUUUAUCUGUGCUGCGGACCUUCAGACUUAUGCGGGUGUUGAAGCUGGUUCGCUUCAUGCCAGCUCUACAGAGGCAGCUGGUGGUCCUGAUGAAGACCAUGGACAAUGUGGCCACCUUCUGCAUGCUGCUUAUGCUUUUCAUAUUCAUUUUCAGUAUUCUAGGCAUGCACCUGUUUGGAUGUAAAUUCGGCUCUGAAAGAGAUGGAGACACACUUCCUGACCGCAAGAACUUUGACACUUUACUGUGGGCCAUUGUUACAGUUUUUCAGAUAUUGACUCAGGAGGACUGGAAUAAGGUACUGUAUAAUGGGAUGGCCUCCACCUCUCCAGUGGCUGCUCUGUACUUCAUCGCCCUCAUGACUUUUGGAAACUAUGUCCUGUUCAACCUGUUGGUGGCUAUCUUAGUGGAGGGAUUCCAAACAGAGAACGGCUAUAUCGGAUUACGGAUAGUGAAGCCCAACCCAGACACAUCGUCCCCAGUGCUCAAUUCUGAGCGUGCAGGCGAUGCCUCAAAGUCUGACUCUGAAGCCGAUUUCCAUGCACGGAGCUUGGAGGAUGUUUCAGGACAUAAGAAGGAUCUGUCGGCAUCAUCCGUUGUUCCCAUCAAUGGCCAUGUGGAUUUGAAGACCAGCCUGACCCCUCCCCUCAUAACUCAUACAGCUGCAACACCCAUGCCUAUCCCUAAGAUAUCAGGAGGAGGAGACCCUGUGCUGGGCUACGAGUCCCGCAGAGGCAGCAAUGUCUCCAUGGAUCCCAAUGGCCAAGAUAAAUCUCCGUCCAGUGCACGGAGCUCCCCUAAUGCCCCCUGGAGUUCAACCAGUAGCUGGAACAGCAGGCGCUCCAGCUGGAAUAGCCUGGGCCGAGCCCCCAGCCUCAAGAGGCAAAAACGGCAGUCUGGCGAACGGCGCUCCUUGCUGUCCGGCGACGGCCAGUCCAGUUCAGAUGAGGGAGAAGGGGUAGAGAGCGGAGGCGGUGGGGGCAUGUCCGAGGGCGAUGAUGCCUCCCUCGCCAGGACAGACUCCCUGGGCCAGAGGCCUCGGCACAGGCGCAUGGAAUCCCUGGAGACGCGUAGCUCGUUUGAUCUGCCUCCAGACACCCUGCAGGUGCCAUACGUGCAUCGCUCCGCCAGCAUACACAGCGCCCGGCCUCCCAACUUCCUCAGCAACGGCAAGAGUUCUCCAUCUGCAGCCACCACACAGCUUUCUCUAGAUGAUCACCACAGCGAGGAUGACAAUGCGGAUGAUGAAGGAAACCUGAGUCGCAAGGCUCGUCUCUUCCGUUGGCUGGAGCACAAGCAGCCUAAAUGGUGUCGGCAGAGGGCUCUCUGGUCCCUUUACCUGUUCCCUCCACAGUCACGGUUUCGUAUGACAUGCAAUAAAAUCAUCACUCACAAGAUGUUUGACCAUGUGGUUCUUGUCAUCAUCUUUCUCAACUGCAUCACUAUCGCCAUGGAGAGACCCAGAAUCGACCCCUCCAGCGCUGAACGCAUCUUCCUGACGUUGUCCAACUACAUAUUUACUGCCAUCUUUGUGACCGAAAUGACAAUAAAGGUGGUUGCUUUGGGCUGGUGUUUCGGGGAGAAGACCUACCUGAAGAGCAGCUGGAACGUUCUGGAUGGCAUGUUGGUGAUGAUCUCUGUGAUUGACAUCCUGGUAUCCCUGAUCUCCAACAGUGGCACUAAGAUCCUGGGCAUGCUGCGGGUGCUACGGUUACUGAGAACCCUGCGGCCACUCAGAGUGAUCAGCAGAGCUCCAGGACUGAAGCUGGUCGUUGAGACACUGAUGUCAUCACUCAAGCCUAUCGGGAAUAUUGUGGUCAUCUGCUGUGCCUUCUUCAUUAUUUUUGGCAUCUUGGGAGUUCAGCUCUUCAAAGGAAAGUUCUUUGUGUGUCAGGGGGAGGAUACAAGGAAUAUCACCAACAAGUCAGAUUGCAUCAACGCUAACUACAAAUGGAUCAGACACAAGUACAACUUUGAUAACCUUGGGCAGGCCCUCAUGUCCCUUUUUGUUCUGGCUUCCAAAGACGGUUGGGUGGACAUAAUGUACGAUGGACUGGAUGCUGUCGGUGUCGAUCAGCAGCCCAUCAUGAAUUACAACCCAUGGAUGUUGCUCUAUUUCAUCUCCUUCUUGCUGAUUGUGGCUUUCUUCGUGCUCAACAUGUUUGUCGGCGUGGUGGUUGAGAACUUUCACAAGUGCCGGCGGCACCAGGAGGCGGAAGAAGCCAAACGGCGCGAGGAGAAGCGCAAUAAACGCAUGGAGAAAAAAAGAAGGAAUGUAAUGCUGACCGGUGUCAGUUGGUCCAGUCCUGAUCACACACAAGAAGCCCAGAGUAAACCCUAUUACUCCGAUUACUCACCUACACGGCUUCUCAUCCACAAGAUGUGCACCAGCCACUAUCUGGACCUGUUCAUCACGAUUGUCAUCGGGCUUAAUGUCAUCACCAUGUCCAUGGAGCACUACCAGCAGCCUAAGGUCCUGGACGAGGCUCUGAAGAUCUGCAACUACAUUUUCACAAUUAUAUUUGUGCUGGAGUCUGUCUUCAAGCUCGUUGCCUUUGGAUUCCGACGCUUCUUCAAGGACAGAUGGAACCAGUUGGAUCUUGCCAUUGUUCUGUUGUCUAUAAUGGGUAUAACACUGGAGGAAAUCGAGGUCAACGCUUCCCUUCCCAUCAACCCCACCAUCAUUCGCAUCAUGAGGGUGCUGCGGAUCGCUCGUGUGCUGAAGCUACUAAAGAUGGCCGUGGGAAUGCGAGCUCUGCUUGACACUGUGAUCCAGGCCCUGCCUCAGGUGGGGAAUCUGGGUCUUCUCUUCAUGUUGCUCUUCUUCAUCUUCGCUGCUCUGGGAGUGGAGCUCUUUGGUGAUCUGAUAUGUGAUGAGCUGCACCCCUGUGAAGGUCUCGGCCGUUAUGCCACGUUCAAGAAUUUUGGCAUGGCUUUCCUCCUGCUGUUCCGUGUAUCCACUGGGGACAACUGGAAUGGCAUUAUGAAGGACACGCUCAGAGACUGCGGCCAGGACACCGGCAUCUGCUACAACACAGUGGUGUCCCCCAUUUAUUUUGUGUCCUUCGUCCUGACGGCGCAGUUUGUGCUGGUCAAUGUGGUGAUCGCUGUGCUCAUGAAGCACCUGGAGGAAAGCAACAAAGAGGCCAAGGAGGAGGCUGAGAUGGAGCUGGAGGCUGCGGGUGGAGAUGGAGGAAUAUCCCGAGGGCACAUGCCACCUUUGGGACCUGGCGACAUGGGUGGGCCAGGGGGGUCUCUUAGGAUCUCAGGAGACUCUCGAGACUCUCGAGACCUGUCUAGACCGCUUUACCCCACAGACAGCCCACCUACAGACAUACGAAGAGACUCUGAAGAUCACAUAAAGACAGAUCCUGAUCCUCCUCAUAAUUUGGAGCCGCCUUUAGAGCGGAGGCCUAUGCUUGACUCAGUUUCCCUGGUGAUCCAGGGCUCACUGGAAGGAGAGCUCAGCCUCAUGGACAACCUAUCUGGCUCCAUCUGCCACUACUACGCUCUGCCCCCCCUUCCCAGCAAGCACUGCACUGAGAAACAGAUUCCUCUAGCCGAGAUGGAGGCUCUAUCUCUGGCGUCGGAGAAAUCCUGGUCCUUAGCUCUGACGGAUGACUCUGUCCCAGAUGAUUUUAACCCCCUCUUACUAACCAGUCAGGAGUGCAAUACCACAGCUCCUCCAGAUCCUCUAGACCCCCAGCAGCCAGACGAGCCAGCGGAUGAGCACUUGCUGUACGUGAAGAAGACCUCAGUGGGCCGCACGCAUUCUCUGCCCAAUGACAGCUACAUGUUCCAGCCGCUGCAGCCCAACUCGACCAACAGUACCCACACAACCUCACCUCACUUAGCUCAGACAGGGUCUACAGGCUCUGUCCAGUCUCAAACAGAAGAACUCACGCAACACUUGACUGUGCCCUCCGAUCUGUUCAGACCGAUCAGUCCUCAUAGCCUAUCAGACUCAGAGAGCAUCCCACGAAUUCCCCCACCUCGCCGGGCACACACUCUCUCACGCACCCUACGCAGACAGGUGGCAGUGAGUGCUGACUCUCAGGAGACUCUAUACACAGAGGGAGGGGAAAACGAGGGUCCCUUGGGACUUAGGGAACUGUCGGACCCCCCUGUCAACCUUCCACCUCAGCAGCAGCACCAGCCUUCGCUCUUUCUGGUCCCUGCCACUCCAGGCGCCUCCCCGAAACCUUCACGACCUAGCGUCCACACGCAGCACAACCCCUACGACCAGUACAACGUGUUCUCGAGGCGUUCCCACUCUCCGCCCCUACUACCGCCGCCACCAGCGGCUGCCAGAAAGCAGGAGGAAACAGACUCUGUGGAUCAGGAGGUAUCCCGAAUUAUCCGUGCGGGACUCGCAGAGAGGAGGAGCGAUGAUGGAAUCGGAGGAGGGACGGGAGAUCAAGGUGCAAGACGUCAGCUUAAAAAGUACCACAGCGUGGACACUCAGGGCCAGCGAGCUCUGCUGUUACCACGGCCCUUGUCCUGGCUCGACGACCCACGCCGGCACUCCAUCGAGGUGUGCUCAUCCGUGGAAAGCAGUCCCCAGCGUAGUUCGAUCUCCUCCGGAUUCGUCUCACGAGCUGACAGCCUCCAGCAGCAGUCCUCGCCACGCACCCGCAAGAAGAAAAUGAGUCCACCGUGCAUCUCCGAGGAUCUGCCUGAGGGACCAGAGCUUCCGGUAGGCUUUCACCCUGCUCUGGGGAUGGUGCCGCCCCCCUUGCCAAGCCGGGACACUUGCCUGAGGAGGCGCGCUCCCUCCAGUGACUCUAAAGACUCGUUUGACUUGGGUGGAGGAGGAGAUGGGCUGCCUCAAGAGGCCGUCCCGAACUCCAAGCUAUUGACUCUGCCUAGUUUCUCUUUUGAGAAAACAAGCUCUGAGCACUGAACACUGACUCGCACGAUCACGCACACACAUGCGCACACGACACACGAUGCACUCCGUGUAUCCGUGAUGGUGAUAGUAAUAGUAAUAAUAUCUUAGAGAGUAAUAAUGCUAAAUACAACAGUGGUGAAUACUACAAGAUCAAAAGGAAUAGUAACUAUACCUUGUAUUUUUUUUCUCUACUGCCAAAAGAACACAAAAGGACAUUGCGCUGAGGAUUAAACAAGCUAAUAACGGGACUCUCUCUCCUCAAACAUGCAAGCGGAUCCGUUGGCAACCUCAUGACCUCCUCGUGGAGGUCAGUGCAGAACCCAGGGGAGGGCGUCCCCUUUUGGCCGUUGUGAAGACUUCACAGCACUGUAUUGUUGAACUCCCUAAAGGGCACUGAUGAAGGUACAAAGCAAUAUGAACGUUUUAGAGACACUAUUUUCUUAAAUUAUUGGGCCAUAGUGUUUGUAAAGGAUGUAGAAUUUCUUUUUUCAAUUGCGUUAUAGUUUUAUUUGUCUUUUUGUGAUUUUUCUCUUUUUCUCAAUGUUUAAAUUGUUUGUUGUUUGCUUUAUUUUUUCACCAUAGGAUAUUUUUAGCUCUCUUGUUUUAACAAAGACAAAAAGAAAGAAAACAUUUUUUCAAAGUGCCGGGAUCCAUGUAUUUGUAGAAAUAAUGAUAUUAUUAUUAUUAUUAUUAUUAUUAUUAUUAUUAUUAAUGAUGAUGAUAUAAUAUAUCUCUUUAAAAAUAAAGCAUUAAACAGCUCUUUGAUUUUUAAACACAAGUAUUAGACUGGUGUGCCCUGACUAAAAAAGUCUAUGGACACUGUCUGCAGAACAGAUUGUUUGCUACUUUACUGACAGAAGAGAACAAAUACUUGCAUUAAUUGAACUCAUGAAGCAGAAAACACAAGCCUCUGAAAACCUUGUUUCAAGGGUCUGUGAUUGGCUUCAAUGAUCAACGCUGUAAAAACGUUGUAAAUAGUCAUCAAUGAUGACUAUUUACAAUUUUGUUUAAAGAAAAAGUGUUUUUGAGCAUUUCAUUUUUUGGCACAUUUUUUGGAAACCAGGUUGUCUUUAGUUAAAUAAAUGCUAUAUUAUCAGUACAGCUCAUACAAUAUUUGUGUGAAAAUGUAACAUGAAAAAAAUGUGAGAAAAGAAAAACAUUUGCUCUUUGAGUUUCUAAAAGCUGUAAGGUAGUGGUUUUCAACCUUUUUGACUCCAAGACUCGCCCAUUGUCAAAAACAAUACUUGAUAUAUGAGUGUAUAUUUUGUAGUGUUAAUAGAUUAAAAUAAAUUAUUGAUUUAUUUUGUGAUUAUAGAGGUCUCAAGAACUGUAUGUUCUUUAAUAAAAACAACAGUUGUUGAGAGGACAAAUAAAAAAAUGUCCAUUUUUGUUGGACAGAUUUGUCCUUUUUUUUUUUUUUUUUUUUUUUUUUUUUUUUACUCUGCACAGUAGGACCAUGAAGAAUAAAAUGCAGGAUCAAAUUUCUACAUUGAGGUCAAGAGUGGACAGAAAGUAAUCCAUGAGAAAAUGGGGAGUUUUGUUAAAACAAUGUUUUGUUAAUUUAUUAAUAAUCAGUAAGAGAAACAGCUUUCAUUUCUCUACUUUUAAUGACUUGGAAGAAAUGUGAAAGAUUAUCAGAGUCAUUGUUUACUUUGAAAAUGAUAUUAAGAUUAUUUUAAAAAGCUUUGAAAUACUUUGUUCAUCCUCCAGCCCCCUUGGAAGUUUGCCGAAGCCCCCAGCUUCUUUGAGAACCACUACCUAAGUGACUAUAUUAUAAGCAGUUAUUUACAUAUUGUGCCACCUUUAUUCUUUACGCUACACACGUGUGCUAGUUAAGGUGUAUUUAGUUCUUCCAUUUAAGCCUCACUCAGAAUCAAAAUGCAUGUUGAUUGAAGCUGUUGUCAAGUGCACUGUGGGAGGCUCAAUGAGGCGAUUCCCUUUUGUUUUCAUGAAAGCUAAUCGACACAUCUGCAGGCCUCCUUUCAAACUCAGGAAAGCUUGCGCUUCACAAAGUCCAGUUCAGUAAUAUACCUCUAUUUUGCUUCAAAGCCCUGGAUUCAGUCCAAAUCUGUGGCUCCAGUUUGUAUAUGGCUUCAGUGUGUGUUUGAACCUGUUUUUUUGUCAUUGGAUCAAUUUCAGAAAGAUUUACCAGCUUCAUUUUAGCAUACAUAAGCUUUCUCUCAUCUCACUUGAAUUAUGCAUGUACUAAAUGCAAUUUUUGUGUGAGGGAUGCAUCAGGAUGUGGUUUAUAAUGAUUGUAGAAUGUGCAAAGCACCUAAUGAUGUUCUGUACAGCUCUCCAUUGCAGCGGACAUUUGGUUACCGUAUAAACUCUUUAUUGGUGUAUGUAAUUCUACCUCUAGGAUAUCUUCAGCGUGGAUCAUUUUGAUCAAGGUGAUGCUAAAGCAAAAGAAUGCAAAUGGAGAGUGUCAUCUGUUUGCUAUAAUAUUUAUGAAUACUUUGUUACUUCAAACAUUUGGCUUACACAUCACAGUAAAAACACUUAUUUGACACUGAAAGAAGAUGAUGACGUUCCCACUCGGCUUUUCUAUUAAACUGCAAAAUCCUGGAAAACAGCUUGAGUGACCAGAUGGAAAAGAAAAACAUUGAAGUUACUGGUAAACAUCCUCAGGAGGAAAUGACAAUUAACCUUCGCUGUGCGUCUAUGCGUGUAGAUUAUGUUAGCGAUUUGGCUUCUCCCUGGGUUUCCACUCCUGAAAUGAAGCCUGAUUGCUGAGGACCCUUCGAUAUUUGAGCUCUCCAUCCCUCCAUGCAGAAGAUGAGUAUUGGAAAAUCUAUGAUAACUUCAUUUACUGAACAGGCUGAAUCAAUUUUACUUCCAAAACAUGACGCAGUUCCCAUUGAAGACUGUGAUAAGAUGGCCUGGCUGAAAAUUGAACAUUUGGGAAAACAACACCUCGAGAGAUGUUUUGAGGUGGGUUAAAAACUCAAAGGCCUUGUUUACCAGCCAAAAAGUCAUCAAGACACUUUGGGAGGUUCUCGGUGAUUGGCCGAGUUGCUGUAGCGAGUGUGUGUUCAUCAAUGUUGCUCUGGCGCUCCACUGAGCAAGAGCAUGUGUUUCAGAAAGCUAGAAGAAAUCCAUUCAUGACCGCCAAAUAAUUGAUAAGACGAGCCCUAUUACAUCACAUGAGCAUAAACACAAAAACAUAAAUAUAUUAAAGACAACACUUAAAGUGUUUAAAAGGCAUCACAGGGGGAAAACAAUUCUAAGAGCACAUUGUGCUCACUCCAAAAGCACUUUAAAAUAUUUCCAUGAAGACAAAGUAAUCUCCUUUGGCAUUAAGGUAGCCUUCGUGUCAUUCACUUUAAGAAAUCCUUAAUAAUUUUGCUUUAAUGAUGUAAUUUUAUACAGAACGAGCUUUAGAAAGAGGCCAACAGAAAAAAUCUGCACACAAAACCCUUCUACCCUGGUAAGGCAUCCUGAUGUAAACUAUGAUUUGAUGUCAAACAGCUGUCUGAAAUCAAGGAUGACUGUUUUUUUAAAAUGGUUGAAAUCUGUUGAAGAUUAUUUUUUGUGUAAUUAUUAAUUUUAUGUGGACCACUGUAAAGCUUAAUAUGCUGCGUCCACACAUGUCGUAAUUACCCCAGUCUCGAGAUGACAACACGUAACGUUCUGUUUGAAGCUGCCGGGAAUUAUGCCUUUCUAUGGCAACAUUAUCAACACCUAAAAGACCCCUUUUCUCCAAGUAUCGCCGGUUCUGCCACAUAAGUCUUGCUUUCCCGCCACGCACACACCUCUCUCUGCGUCGGUUCUGUUCAGCGAGUGGACCAGAGCUUUCAGAUAUUAGAUAAUAGAUAUUCUGUUGCUUCUGACCUGAAUAUAGCCUGAAAUUACAGCACAGCCAUUGGCUUUCUUACUUUUUAACUUUGUUUUAACAAGUUGACCAAAAAAAGAAUGAAAGGAAGAUUAAAUUAGUUUCUGAAGCUUUAACAAAAUGUCAAGUGUCAAGCAAAAAACGAAGGACAGUUCACAUGUAGAAUUGAUUUGUGGUUGAUGUAGUAUAUAAUUACUCCACUGUUUAUUAAAAUUAAAAUACAUCAUUCAUUUAAACACACCUUAAAGGUGCAGUAAGCGACACUGUUGGAAAAUGAAAUCAGCACCCGAAAUCAACACAUUUUGAAGCAAAAAAAAAAAAAAAAUGCAUUCAUCCAUCAUAAAAGUAAUCCAUACGGCUCCAGGGGGUUAAUAAAGGCCUUCUGAAGCAAAACAAUGGAUUUUUUGUAAGAAAAUAUCCAUAUUUAAAAUUGUAUUAACUAUAAUUUAUUGUGUAACCUCUGAACAGAUGCAUAACAUAAUGAUGAAAGCGGAAACGCAGAGGAUAGAGCAAAACAAAACUCCGGCCACAAAUUAGAAGUCUAAAAUGAUUUUUAAAGACAAAUUUUGGAGGAUUUCGAUAUAAGAGAAGAGGAGCUUGAGUUUGUUGCACCCUAUACAUACUACACCCUAUUGUUACUCCUACAUACUACAUCAUACAUCGUGUCAGGGGUUACUCAUUUGGCACAAGUCGACUUGCGCAGUCAUCUACCAGAAGCUGCCGGAAAUAUGGAUAUUUUUCUUACAAAAACACAUCGCUUUGCAUUAAAAGACCUUUAUUAACCCCCUGGAGCUGUAUGGAUUAUUUUCAUCAUGGAUGGAUGAAUUUUUUGGGCUUCAAAAUGUGAAGCAUUUCACAUUCAAUUAUGUUUUAUUAGCUUGUAGGGCUUCAUUUAUUUAUUUUAAAUAGGGAAAUUAGUUUGGUUGUACUGCUCACUAACAUGCAAAAAACUAAAUAAAGAAUUGUGAUAAGAUUGAGGCUCACAAUGCUGCCUGAAACAAAUAAUGAUGUGACAUUUUUGCCAUGUCGCCCACCCCUACUUUUAGACAAUUAAAUUCCCUUACAUUUUUAUCCGGGCUCUCCAGUAUGGUGCUCAUUUCUUUGAUCUUUGCAUAGUGCCUUGAGAAGUACAUAUGUAGCAGCUUUGGCACGUGUUUGUCAAGACCGUUUUAAUAACUUGCUCAGGUCCAUCGACACAAGUCUGGUGAAUUCUGUGCUGAUCUAAAGUAAUCACAGAACAUCAUGAACACAGAAACAUGAUAAUAAAAUAAUAAUAAUAAUAAUAAAAAAAA